Molecule: messenger RNA, 4273 nt
Organism: Vitis riparia (riverbank grape)
Lineage: Eukaryota; Viridiplantae; Streptophyta; Magnoliopsida; Vitales; Vitaceae
Product: zinc finger CCCH domain-containing protein ZFN-like
Exons: 5
Coding region: 1831-2937 (368 amino acids)
Molecular function (GO): metal ion binding; mRNA binding
Source: RefSeq, a predicted model, not a curated record
UUUAUUCUUCAUGUAUGUGCCUUUUGAAGUUGUAAAUUUACUAUUUGCCUAAAGUAUAUCACUUGUACUAUUUGUUUUGCAUCCAUUUUUGACCUUAGAUUAUAUAUGAGCUAUGCAGUUGUUGGGAUAAUUUGUUGAUUUGACUGGGAUGCAUUGAAGUAAAAUUAUAUUUAUUUUAGCUGAUAGGGGUUUGGGUUUUGUGAUGUCUAUAUUUAGAAUCUCUAGUUAGCAAUUAUAUGUUUAAUAAAUAAUGUUGUUAACAAGUUGUUCUGGUAUAGAAUUGUAAUAAAACUGGGCAGUAAUGAUGCUGGAUGUUGUGGUAAUAUCUUAACAAUCUUUCCUAUACUAUAAUAAAUGAUUCUGAAGGCUGAUAUUUCUCUGAGUUAUUUUCAGAAGACUUUUAAAGUCUUCUUUUGAAAUAAAUUUAGAUACUGUUUGAUCUGCAUGUUUGUUCCAUGUGGCAAAAAAAUUUAACCCAUAAUACUAUGAUUUUAUUGGUAAUAUGGUUCUUGGUAAUAUAGUUCAAAAUGUACGGACCCUGCAUGAUUGGGGGUGCCAAUUGCUGGUGCUCUUAAGGCUCUUUAGUUUUCCCUCAAAUAUCCCUAUGAUUUUUUUAGGUAGCGCAGUGGUGAGGAGGAAGAGUUUGUACCAGCUCAAAAAUGAAACUGUUUAGGCAAUAGGCCAAGUUCUGUUGUAAGUUGAAGGCAGAGAUAACUUCCCCCUUGUUUUUGGGCAAAGGAAUCAUCUGGUUAGAACUUCAACAUUGAAUUCAACUAUGAAUAUAGAUACAUAUAACUUGUAAAGUAUAUAGACCACCUUAAAUACUUGAAGCCUGCAGAGAACAGGAAAAUGAAAAUGAGAUAUGGUUAAUUGCAGAGUCUGUUGGAGCACUUGUGUUAAAGUAAAUGUGAAAAAGGAGAAAUUGUGCAGUGGUAUGACUAUACCAAAGUGUGAAUCACCUGGAUUAAUACAUUUUAAACAUUAACAAAGCAAAUGAAACAAUGUACUAACAAGUUUUCAUGAGAAAUUGGAACAUGCAGCAGACAUCUGCAGAAUGCACCUAGUAGGGCUCUAAUGUCCAUUCAGAACCAUUGAUAAAUGUGGGAUAAGAACUUGUCCUGGGUCCUGUAUCCCAAUUCCUCAUCUUUGUUCUUUUGCUUUUGUGCUUUUUGAUGACCUGAAGUUGAAUGAACAAAGUUACUUAUAAGUUACUUUUUAUACUUUUUCCAUGCUUCAGUUAGUGCAUUUGUUGAGGUAGCCCCCAGGAAUUACUACAAUUGUACUGAUUGAAUCCAUCUAACACCACCUUUCAACUGCAAAAACCUGGUUUUGAAGGAAAAGAGGUGCAAGUUGAGCAAUCUAUUUGAUGUUUUGAACUUUUUAUUAUUAAGUGCCAAAAAUGAAGGUUGGUCCCACUGCAUGAUUUGUUAAAGAAUGUAUUUGAUCUUUUAGCAUAACAGAAAUUCAUGCCUGUAUGAAGAAUGUUCAAGUUCUUAUUGAUGUGGACAGACCCAAUCAGGAACAUCUCUGUUCUCUAAUUGCUAGAGAACUCUUUUUGAUUCCAACAUAGCAGAGGUAGACAUGGUCAAGUAUAGAGUAAAUUUGGAAAGAGGGGUAUGGUGUCCAUCUAAUGUUAAAAAAAUCCAUUUUUGUUUCAUAAAUCCAUGGAGAACAAUUAGAUUUUUCGUGGGUCUACGGCAUUUUCCUGGACUACCUUACAGUGCAUGCCUUGCAUCACUGAGGGGACUCAGAAUACAUGAUUGGCCAAUAGUUGACCUUUAAUUUCUAUGCUUUUAAUUAUUCUUGUUCUUUUAUUUUAUCCUCAUCAUUAUGAUUGUCUCCUUUUUUUUUUAUAGGUAUUAUGAUUAUGUCUCCUUUAAUCAACGUUUUAAACAAUGGUCCGAUUGUUGGUACUACUUGAAGACAGGAACUUGCAAGUUUGGAGCCACAUGCAAGUUUCAUCAUCCUAGAGACAAGGCUGGAAUUGCUGGAAGAGUUUCUUUAAAUAUUUUAGGCUAUCCACUGCGGCCGGAUGAGAUUGACUGUGCUUAUUAUUUAAGAACUGGACAGUGCAAGUUUGGAAGUACAUGUAAAUUUCACCAUCCUCAACCAUCUAAUAUGAUGGUUUCAUUGCGUGGUUCUCCUGUUUAUCCUUCUGUUCCUUCUCCAACAACUCCUGGUCAGCAGUCAUAUGCUGGAGGGAUCACAAACUGGCCCUUGUCAAGAGCAUCUUUUAUACCCAGCCCACGCUGGCAAGCUCCCUCAAGUUAUGCACCUUUGAUGCUACCUCAGGGAGUGGUAUCAGUCCCAGGCUGGAAUGCAUAUAGUGGUCAGUUGGGUUCACCUUCAGAGAGCCAGCAGCAAACAGGAGGAAACAAUCAGAUUUAUGGAACUUCACGGCAGAGUGAACAACCAAAUACAGGAUCUCAAGGGACAUUUUCUCCAUACCGGUCUGGCUCUGUUCCCAUAGGAUUUUAUGCAUUGCAGAGAGAGAAUGUAUUUCCUGAGAGACCUGGACAGCCUGAAUGCCAGUUUUACAUGAAAACUGGAGAUUGUAAGUUUGGUGCGGUUUGUAGGUUCCAUCAUCCCAGAGAAAGACUGAUCCCUACUCCAGAUUGUGUUUUGAGUCCCAUAGGCCUCCCUUUACGUCCGGGAGAACCUUUGUGCAUUUUUUAUUCUCGUUAUGGGAUCUGCAAAUUUGGUCCAAGUUGCAAGUUUGACCACCCUAUGGGAAUCUUCACAUGCAAUCUGUCUGCAUCAUCUUCAGCUGAUGCUCCAGUUGUUCGACGAUUGUUGGGGUCAUCAUCAGGAAGUGCCGCAUUAACUUUGUCAUCAGAUGGGCUUGUUGAAGCAGGCUCCACAAAGCCCAGGCGACUUUCACUGCCAGAGACAAGACAGAUGCCUCCUGGUGAUGAUAAUAUUGAUACAGAGGGAUGAUCACUCCUCAAGAAUUGAGCUGGUUACUUCCUUACAACAAUCUUUUGGAGUAUAAAACAAGAGUUAUCUGUAAAUUCAUUUCCCAUUGUUGGAGAUGUACAGAGUUCAUGUUAAGUCAAGUCUGUUCUUCUGAAAAGUGCAUCUCAGUUGACAGACUUGACUCCUCUGCACCUCAUUUUGCUGCUUUGUAUAAAUCUGCAUACAUUGUCACAUUUGGUGAAACCCAAUGUGAACAUUUCAUCUGUUCCAAAGUCCAUCUUUCUGGUUCCUGCAACUUUUUUUUCCCAGUAUUUUAUAUAUGUUACAUCAAACAUUCCCUUAGUAGCUAUUGGCAGCCUCUGGCUUUCCAGUGAAUCUUUGGUCACAAGCACCCUGGUUUGAAAUCCUCACUAGUCACCCUGGUUUGAAAUCCUCGCCCUGCAUCCUAGAUUUUUUUUCCUUCCCUUUCACCUCUUUUCGUUUUCCCCAUUAUGGUUGAAUUUGCUUUACCUGGCUUUGUGUUAGUACUACUGUUACCUUUUUUGUGACUCCUGUUGAGUCCUUUAAUCCCAACUGUAAUUCCUGUUCUACAAAGUUAGUUUUCCUGGAGAAUAACCUGACUUGUAUCUCAGACCUUCAAACCCAACUGUAAUCCCUGCUAUAUGAUAUUUUUUUUUGUUGCAUAGUUAUUUUGGUAGAUAGGUUUCACCUUUGCAGAAUUCUCAGUGGGCCGACUGUUGGUUUGAAAGAUGGCUUCUGAAAGCAGCAGAAUGAAACAAAAGGAUCUUGCUCAUGUCCUCACCAGGUGAAAUUCUUCCAACCUCAACCCCAACCUCCAAGACGACCUUUGUAUCUCUUGAGGGCUCUCUCUCUGGUUCAAAUUGCUAGUUCUUUUUCUGCAAGGAGAAUCUUGAUCAGCUCGUGGUUUGGUUCAGUUUCAUUUUGCAAUGUCGAGUUCUCAACAAUUGACUUUGUGGGAGGAUAAUUCAAACAGCAGACAGUCAGAGAAAGAAUGUAUGGACCAGUCAUGGAGCUACACUAGUCUUCUGAAAAAUUACAUCCUUGAAGGAAUCCUAGCAGGUACGAAGGGAACAUGAAAAAUACAAUAUUUAUCAGGUUUUAGUGGUUGAGUAUUAUACCUAUUUGAAACUUGCUGAAAUUGUGCUUAUUCUUGCAAGCAGGUUUUGCAAUCUCUUGCUGACUGCCAAAUUUUUUGUAAUUGGUUUUAAAUAUGCUUGUAUGCAUCUUUGUUACUCUUUUUUGAGAUGCUUGAUUGCGAAUUAUGCAGUAUUCCCAGUUGAACUGUGAGCUUCAGUAAUAAAAAAGGCAGAUUCAGAUAGUAGAAUUUGAACUUGAA